AUGUCUUCAUCGCAUUCAGACUCAACGCUCAAGGCAAAGGCUUCCAUCGAGCGAACCGGGGUUUACCUAGUCAAAGAUGCCGAGGAGGAGGAAAAUAAUGCCAAGGAAGUCGUAGGAAAAGGGAGGCGUUUCGCUCGCUUUUUCAACGAGGGGUAUUAUACAAGGACGCCGCAGGGAUUAGAUUUUGUGUUUCGCAACACUAUGAAUGAUAUUGAAAUCCGUGGGAUCGUGCUAUCCAUCAUCCCAGACUAUCGCUGGGGCUAUUCCCGAUACUUUAGCGCUCGACUUUCAUCCGAGUACGCAUGGUUCUUUCACAAUAGAGAUGAAAGGGAUCAUCGCGAAGCGAUUCAUACUCUUCUGGUGCAAUUUUGGAUGCCCGGAUCCAGAGUGAUAUACUACGAGGGUUCUCAAUUACAAUUCGUCAGCGCGAAAGACGAUUCUGACAAUUGGGGCCUCUUAAACACGCCCUUAAGUAACAUGAAAAGAGACGGCAUUAUAACAAGGAUCGAGGACAUGCCUAACGGUGGAUAUCGAGUUGGCUGGACUUGCGAGAGGGGAGGUUUCAUGAAUAUUGGAUUGGGUACAGACGAGCAAGUAGCAGAGUGGGGUUGGAUGGAACUACCAGACACGCAAGCGCUGCGCUCUAAGGUUGCUGAACUGGAAAGUCAAGGAUUCCGAGGGCAUUUCACUUUUCGGAAGUUCAACAUGUCAGGGCAAGGGAACAACUCGUGA
Molecule: messenger RNA, 732 nt
Organism: Cordyceps militaris CM01
Lineage: Eukaryota; Fungi; Ascomycota; Sordariomycetes; Hypocreales; Cordycipitaceae
Exons: 3
Coding region: 1-732 (243 amino acids)
Source: RefSeq, a predicted model, not a curated record